Messenger RNA from Lodderomyces pseudojiufengensis, 993 nucleotides. RefSeq lists its product as uncharacterized. The record is from RefSeq and is a predicted model, not a curated record. Lineage: Eukaryota; Fungi; Ascomycota; Pichiomycetes; Serinales; Debaryomycetaceae. The transcript has a single exon. The coding region runs from base 1 to 993 and encodes 330 amino acids.
AUGUCAAAAAAACAUAUACUACCUGCUUACACUGAUGGACCUACAACUUUUGAAAAAGAUACCAAAAAUAAACCUCCACCAUUUGAAGAGCCUAUUGAUAAAAUACCAAUAUAUUUCAAAGAUGUUUCACCGAGAGGUUGGACCAUUGUUAUAAAUAAUAGAUUCUGGACUGAUGGAUUUAGAUUAUUUGUUAGUAAAGAUGCAAGUGAAAAAUUUGAUGCUUUUAAAAAACAAAGUACAAGUCCACAUAUUAUAGACUUACAAAGACAAGGUAUUGGAAUUCCUUUGCUUAAAGCUAUUGUUCCUUUAAACCCUGCAACUACAAAAUUUUUGACAUUUAGAAGAUAUUAUCCUAAUCUUGAUGGUCCGUUUGAUGUCGAUAAAAAUUAUUAUGAUUUUUGUGUUGUUAGAAAGCAUUACCAUAUAGGUUACAAUUCAUAUGUUUUCAAUUUCGUGCCAGAUCGAAAUGAUGCUAGUAAAAAUUUUUCAGUUACCUUAUUCUCACAUUCAACAUAUCCAAUUCAUGAUUAUUUAUACAAUGGUCAAAAACAUAGAUGGGUGGAUGAAUCAUACAUUCAUUAUUUUGCAAAGUUAUUUCAGGUCAAGUUUGGAUUUAAACAUACAAUCUUACUACCUAAUCAGCCAUCAUUAUGUGACAAUUUUGAUGGUAAAAGUGACAAGUUGACCAAAUCUAAAGAUAAUCCAUUUUUAUCAUCUUAUUUUAAACUGAAGUUCAACUUUAAAACAAGAGUUCCAAAACCUGAAUAUUAUGGGCCAAUUUGUUCAGCAAUAGUAGGGGAAGCAGAACAAUAUUUUAAAUUGGGAUAUGCGGAAAUCAAGAUUGAUGAUAUGCGUAAUUUUGAUCCAAGUGUUGAUUACAAUAGUAUUUUAUCAGUUGAUGAAGAUGUUUUGGUCAUGAUAUGUAUAGCUACAGUUCUUAAAAGACAAAAAGAUAUAAUUGAGGAUGCAAAGAAAAGGAACGGUGGCGGUUAG